This is a messenger RNA of Spinacia oleracea (spinach), 1527 nucleotides long. RefSeq lists its product as uncharacterized. The record is from RefSeq and is a predicted model, not a curated record. The transcript has a single exon. Gene Ontology annotation, molecular function: catalytic activity. NCBI's taxonomy places the organism in Eukaryota, Viridiplantae, Streptophyta, Magnoliopsida, Caryophyllales, Amaranthaceae. Bases 1 to 1527 code for a protein of 508 amino acids.
AUGCUUUUCUGGAAUGUCAGGGGGGUGAACAGGUGUGCUAAGCAGCAGGAUGUCAAAAGAUUUCUGAAUGCUAAUCAAUGCAGCUUGGUUUGCCUUCUUGAAACAAAGGUCAAGGCAAAAAAUAUGGGUGCCUUGUAUCUGAAACUGUUCAGUGGUUGGUGUUUUACUUCAAAUAGUAUGUGUCAUAAUGGUGGGAGAAUUGUGCUUGCUUGGAAACCUGGUGAGUUUCAGGUAAACCCUAUUUUCUGCUCUAGUCAACUGAUUCAUUGUGAAAUUAGUCUUAAGAAUGGUACUAAAUUCUGGAGCUCCUUUAUAUAUGCUCAUAACACUCAAAAAGAAAGACUGGUACUAUGGAAUGACUUGUGUGAUCUUGCUGCAAGGAUUAAUGGUCCUUGGAUUCUCAUGGGUGAUUUCAACUGUGUUCUGAAUACUGAUGAAAGGGUGAGUAGCCAUGUGAGAUUGAAUGAAAUACAGGAUUUUCAGAAUUGUGUCAAUACUUGUGGUUUAGAAGAUGCUAAGUCCAGUGGUAAUUUCUACACCUGGAAAAAUAAACAGCAGGGUGAUUGUAGGGUUUUCUCUAAGUUAGAUAGGGUUUUGAUUAACCAUUUAUGGAGCUGUCAGUACCCUAAUACUGAGGUGUGCUUCAAAAAUGAAGGGUAUUUUGAUCAUUGUCCAGGUGUGGUGGCUGUUUUUCCCCACCUAGCAGUGGGCAAGAAACCUUUCAAGUUCUUUUCAAUGUGGCAACAAGCCCCUCAAUACAUGGAGAUUGUGAGUUCUGCUUGGGGUUGUGCAUACCAGGGGACUAAAAUGUUCCAACUGGUUCAGAAGCUUAAAAAUGUGAAGAAUGCUCUGACAAAGUUAAACAAAGAUGGCUUUGGUGAAAUUGAGGUAAGGGAGUUGGCUGCUUCUAAACAUCUCAAUGAUCUGCAAGCUGCUUUGCACCUUAACCCUUCAAGUGAGGAUCUGGCCUCAAUGGAGAAAACUACUCACCAUGAUUACUUGGUAACUCAUGCAGCCUAUCUUAACUUCCUUUCUCACAAGGCUAAGUUAGAAUGGGUCAAAGGUGGUGAUGACAACACUGCUAUGCUUCACAGGGCUAUCAGACACAGACAGGUUCAUAAUUUUAUCUUUUCUAUCAAGGAUAUGCAUGGUAAAUGGAUAGAUGAGCCUGCUAAGGUUCCUGGUGCCUUUCUUGAGUAUUAUAAAUGUUUGUUGGGGUCCAAAAAUCCCAUUAGAACUACAGUUAAACAGACUGUGGUCAAUAAGGGCCCUCUGGUUGAUGAUGCUAUGAGGUGUAUGCUUCUUAGCUCUUAUUCAAGAACUGAAGUGAAGAAGGCCAUGUGGGAUAUUGAUGCAAACAAAGCCCCUGGCCCUGAUGGGUUUGGGAGUUCAUUCUUUAAAGGAGCUUGGGAGAUAAUUGGUAAUGAUGUUAGUGAUGCUGUGUUAGACUUUCUGAAUACAGGAAAACUCUUGAAGGAGAUUAAUGCUACUAGCAUUACUCUUAUCCCAAAAGGAAAAACCCCAUGA